Messenger RNA from Clonostachys rhizophaga, 222 nucleotides. The record is from the annotation of a GenBank genome assembly. Lineage: Eukaryota; Fungi; Ascomycota; Sordariomycetes; Hypocreales; Bionectriaceae.
AUGGCCGACGAAGUAAAGAGCGGUGGCAGCCGCCAUGAUACCGACAACGAAAAGACAUCGGGGGCACGGAGCACAAGUAACAUCGGUGCAUAUCCCAAUGAAGAGCAGAUGGCCCGAGCAUGCUUUGGGACCAACGAAGCACUCCCACUGAUCUUUCUGGUCGCGCUCCAGAGCACUCGAUUAUUUCUAGCAUUGCCGAUCGUAGGGACAAUCUACGCCUAG